Pecten maximus is the source of this 3479-nucleotide messenger RNA. RefSeq names its product nuclear pore complex protein Nup54-like. The transcript has 10 exons. NCBI's taxonomy places the organism in Eukaryota, Metazoa, Mollusca, Bivalvia, Pectinida, Pectinidae. Gene Ontology annotation, biological process: protein localization to nuclear inner membrane; NLS-bearing protein import into nucleus; nuclear pore organization. The record is from RefSeq and is a predicted model, not a curated record. Gene Ontology annotation, cellular component: nuclear pore central transport channel; nuclear pore. Gene Ontology annotation, molecular function: structural constituent of nuclear pore. Bases 119 to 1876 code for a protein of 585 amino acids.
GUGUACCGAGCUCUUUUGUGUCUGGAGUUAGGAAAUUGAUUGGAGGGAAACCCCACACACAGAAAUAACACACGAUAUUCACUAUGCCUUGUGUUAGAACGAGAAAGAAUUGAAGAAUAUGGCUUUUCAAUUAAAUACUGGUGGAUUUGGAUCCGGGAACACAGCAGCUCCUUCGUUUGGGACAACCGCAACAGCUCAGCCAUUUGGGUUUGGUACGACCACAACUUCUACAGCCGCCCCAACACUGGGGUUCGGCGGUACAGCCACUUCAGGGACCCCGUCGUUCGGAGGUUUCGGCACAACAACAACGGCUGCUGCAACGUUCGGAAGCACAACGGCCCCAACGUUUGGAUUUGGGGGAACCACUACAACGUCUGCUCCAACAUUUGGUUUCGGAGGGGCACUCGGAACAGCAACAACAUCGGCGCCUGGCUUUGGUGGAUUUGGAACACCAACGACGUCUGCGGGAGGUCUCACACUAGGCGGCAGCACUGGCUUUGGAACAGGGACAGCAACAGGAUUUGGUACCGGCACAGCCACUACAGGUUUUGGAGGAUUUGGUGGGGCGUCAACAUUUGGAAGUGGUACGUCUGGGUUUAAUCUUACUGGAGCUGGCACGACUGGGGCAGGUCUUUUGGGCGGAGGAACAUCUACAAGCACUGGUUUGUUUGGUGUUAAUCAGCAGCAGCAACAACAGCAGCAACAAAAUCUCCAAAGUCUGGAUAACCUUGGUACCGCCAUCACCACACCACAGCUGUACGGAGAUGAACGAGAUGCCAUCAUAGCUAAGUGGAACCAGCUCCAGGCAUACUGGGGCACUGGCAAAGGCUAUUUCAGCCAGAAUGGCUGUGUGACCUUCACCCCAGAAAAUCCUUACUGUAAAUUUAAGGCCAUAGGGUACAUUUGUCUACCAAAGUCUCGUAAUGAAGACGGACUUGUGGCCAUUACCAUCAAGAAGAAGGAGUCGGAAGUAUCUGCUGGACAGCAGCUGAUUGUCGACUCCCUGUUCAAGAUGUUAGGUAGCAAGCCUCAGUAUUCUGUUUGUGUGGAGGGCAUCAGGCCACUGCCAGAUAACAAGACAGAGCUGGUGAUAUAUAUUCUGGAACGACCUGACCGAGGACCAGCUCGGAGAAUUUCAGCUCUGGAUACGGCUAACUUCCUUAAACAGAACAACAUACUACCACAGCUGCAGUCACAGAUCAUUGCCGAAGAUGUCCGACCAAAGACUGGGUUCACCAAGGAUCAACACAAACAAUACUUGGACAACACCCCUUCAGGAAUCCAUCCCCUUAUUUGGCAGCAGGCCAAGUUAGACAAUCCUGAUCCCGAGGCACUCAUUCCUGUCCCCAUGGUCCGGUUUAAGGAGCUCUUCCAUCGCAUGAAACACCAGGAACAACAGACAAAGUUACACCAUCAAAGGAUGGAUAUGAUAGCCACGGACUUGACACAGCUGCAGCAAAAACAGGUCAGCAUGCUAGCAAAACUGGAUGAGUACAAACGUAAACACCUGGAGCUUGGCCACAGACUUCUACAGGUGGUGGUGAAACAGGAGAUCUUCAGGAAGAUGGGUUAUGCAAUUCAGGCAGAAGAGGAACAGUUACGUGUCCAACUGGAGAAAAGUCAGGCUGAACUUAACCAUCCCACACAGUUUAAGGGUCGUUUAAAUGAGUUAAUGUCACAGAUUAGAAUGCAGAAUCAUUUGGCAUCUACGAGGACAGAUAUUAGUUAUCAAAUAGACCCAACUCUACAGGAUGAAAUAAAACAGUUAUUAAAGCAGCAACAAGAAGGGCUGCGUCACCUCAUACAGAUUAUUAAACAGGAUGGACAAGAUUUACAAUUGAUAGAGCAAAACCUGGAUGCCCCUAGCAGGCGAUGACAAGAGCAGGGGACAUAACUCAUGGAACAGAACAUUGAUGUCCCUGAUAGGGGGAGGCACCUAGUCGAGGACAGGGGACAUAACUCAUGGAACAGAACAUUGAUGCCCCUAGAAAUGAGCAGGGGACAUAACUCAUUAAACAGAAUAUUGAUGUCCCUGAUAGGGUGCGACACCUAGUCGAGGACAGGGGACAUAACUCAUUGAACAGAACAUUGAUGUCCCUGAUAGGGGGUGGCACGUAGACAAGAGCAGGGGAGAUAACUCAUGGAACAGAACAUUGAUGUCCCUGAUAGGGGGUGGCACGUAGACAAGAAGCAGGGAACAUAACUCAUUAAACAUUGAUGGCCCUAAGAGGUGGUGACACCUAGUCAAGGACAGGGGACAUAACUCUUUGAACAGAACAUUGAUGCCCCUAACAGGUGGUGACACCUAGUCGAGGACAGGGGACAUAACUCAUUGAACAGAGCAUUGAAACUACAGGAAGAAUUCAUAAAACAAAGUUUUAAGUUAUUACAGAUAAUUGAUUAAGUGUUGCAUGGACAAUAACAGAACCUUUCAGCUCAAAAUAGACAGUUACUGAAUGUAAGGAGAACAAGAGUAACUCGUGUGAUACAAUAACAAUUAUGUAUGGGGGAAUAUUCCAGUGGUACCAGACUAGCUUCAUUGACUUUGAUAACUUGUGCGACUUCAAAAUAUUGUGUGUAGGAAUGGUCUGGCACUAUUAAUUUACAGUAAUCAGAGAGAUGGUUUGGUUGUUUCAUCUCGUUCUCAGAAACAAUUAUUUAAUGUAGAUGUGGUAUGUUCAUCUCCAUGGCUUCAUGUUAUUAAAGAGGCAAACUUGGAAUGUGCUAUCAGAAAUGUAAACAUUAAAGGGGAGAUAAUUAUACCCCCGCAACAAAGUUGGGGGGGGGGGGGGGGGGGGGGGGGGGGUUGGUAUACUGGAAUCGGGUUGUCUGUCCGUCCAUCCGUCUGUCUGUCUGUCUGUCUGUAGACACAUCUUGUCAGGACAACUCCUAAACCAGUGGGCUGAUUCCAAUGACACUUCACACAAAUAUAGAGGACCAUGUGCAGAUAUGCAUGCAGCUAUUUAAAUUCCAAAAUUUUGGUUGCCAUAGUUACUGGUCACUGUUCAUAGGUUUUUAUUGUCCAGACAACUCUUCCAAAACCUUUGCACUGAUUUCAACAAAACUUAUGACUAAAUUAUCUUUAUUAUCAUCAACACAUAUUCCAGCCAUUCUGAAUUUCAGAAAUAGGGGCAUGCACAGGUUAUCUUAGUUAGCCUCUAAAUAACAGUUCUAGUUGUCCAUUGGCUCAUGUUGAUAGCGGGGGUAUUAGCCAGCCAUCCUGGUGACUGUUCUAGUUUAUGUUGUGGCAUCUCGACAGUUCAGGGAAUAAGGACAUCCAUUACAUAUCUCAAUAUUCAUCAAAUGAUUUAUUAAUACAUUUUGUGUGACAUGUUUGUCUGGUAGUGGGGUACAGUGGUCGGUGGAGAUCAACCCUCUCUCUACUAUGUAGGUGUACAGUUAUUUUUGUACUUAUUGUUUUCAUACAAAUGUUUUUCUUAAUUCAUGUAAAAAACAGACAAUAAAAGGAUGUCAACAGU